This is a messenger RNA of Ruditapes philippinarum (Manila clam), 2820 nucleotides long. RefSeq lists its product as uncharacterized. The coding region runs from base 114 to 2561 and encodes 815 amino acids. The record is from RefSeq and is a predicted model, not a curated record. Gene Ontology annotation, molecular function: DNA binding. Lineage: Eukaryota; Metazoa; Mollusca; Bivalvia; Venerida; Veneridae. The transcript has 4 exons.
AAAAAAUUUGGUCCGAAAUGUUCGUGGUCCGAACAGACCAUAUCUAAUGCGACGACGGUGAUGCACCUAAAUCCGCGGCAUUUGUACGUUGAUUCGCGAGAUAAAUUGUGAACAUGCAAUUUAAACAGACAGUUGAAGAGGCAACUGAGAAAGCUGUGGAAGUAUCAGAAGAUGAAGUUGAGGCAACUGUAGAAAUCAAACAGAAGAUGAAUUCAGCUGUUAAGAGGAAGAGGUCUAGUCCAAAAGUCAAGUCUGCAGAAAACCAGACAACGGUUGCUAUGGAAACUAAAGUACAUGAAGGGGAGGAGAUUGAGGGUAUAGGUGAUGAUGAUGUUAUAGCCCCAUUGGUUAAAAGAAAACCCAGACAAAAAUACAGGACAUAUCCACAGUCUGCUCUCAAAGAUGCCUUAAGAAGUGUAAGAGAGGAUAAAAUUUCAGUUCUUAAAGCUUCCAAAAUGUUUGGCGUACCUGAAAAUACUUUAAGAGACAGGGUUUUGGGAAAAGUUGAUCCAGAGAAUGUAACAAUUGGGAGUAGUCCCUUAUUUGACCAGCCAGAGGAAGCUGAAAUUGUAAAGCAUUUUAAAACAAUGGCUGAUAUAGGUUAUUGUUUUACUCAGAAAGAAAUUGUUGAUGUUGUAAGUCAGUAUGCCAUUCAGCUAGGAAAAAGAACCAAAGACCAAAAUCUGUCAGCAAAAUGGAUGUUUGGUUUCAUUUCAAGAUGGCCAGAAAUGCGUGAGAUUAAAGCUAGGACUUUUAACUUUGUAAGUGUUGAUAUGCCCAAUAAAAGCGUGGUUAUGUCAUUCUUUGAUAAUCUAGACAAGUGCCUAAGAAAACAUGACCUCUUAGAUGAACCCCAUUUGAUUUAUAAUGUGGAUGAGAAAUGCAUGUCAAUAGGCCAUAAACCACCCUACACAUUAACUCGUGUUGAGGACCCAGCACAAAUUGAUGGGCCUGGAAAAGGUAAUUUUGUGACAAUCAUUGGGGCUGGUAGUGCAGUUGGAGCAUUCGUUCCACCAUACUUAGUAUUCCCUGGUAAAAGAUUUGUGGCAGACAACUAUCUAAAUGGAGCAUAUCCUAGCACCAGCGGGACUGUAUCAGAUAAUGGACUGGCAGAUAAUGAAGCUUUUCAUAAAUACCUUACAGAGCAUUUUAUACGGUUUGUACCUGGCCGAGGUAAAUUGGUAUUCUUAUUGCUGGAUUGUCACAGAUGCCAUACUGCACUCAUUCUUCAUGACUGGGCUGUGGAGAACAAUAUUGUAAUGUUUGUUCUUCCAGCUGGCACAAGUCGACUUUUACAUCCUAUAGACGUUGCUUGUUAUGGCCCUUUUCAACAGAAUUUUUAUGCCCAGUGCUGUAAGAAUAUUCCUCAGAAAUACUCUACUUUCACAAAACAUAAUAUUUGUAGCAUGGCCUGUACAGUUUAUUCAAAAACUUUUAGUUCAAAAAACCUGCUGUCUGGGUUUUCAAAGACUGGUGUAUACCCUCUUGAUAGAAAUGCAAUACCAAAACAUUGCAUGUUAAUACCACCCAAUGUAAAUGAGCCUGAAAACAUAUCCUGUAAACAACACAAUGAAUCGCCAGUGGAAAAUAAUAAUGCUUUUGAUGAUGAGCUAGAGACAUGUUCUCAUACAAGGAAAGGACUUGAUUCAAGUGAAAUAGGAAAAACAUGCAAAAAAUUAAAGCAAACACUCGGUAUAGGUAAUAUAAAUGCUGCUGCAACUCGGGGAAAUGUCAUAAAUACUGAAGCACAAUGGAAAAAUAUUAUGAAAGAGGUUGGAUGGAAGGAUAAUUUCAUGAAUAAUAACAUAAUGAAUCUUCAUGAGACGUGUCCUGGAGCAAGAGAGGAAAUUAUCAUGCAAGUAGAAGCAGUGACUGGUAUGUAUGAUGAAGCAGCAAAUGGUGUCAUGAAUGAUGUAGCAAAAAGUGAUGUCAUGAAUAAUGAAGCAGAAAGUGAUAAUGUUAUGAAUGAUGUAGCAGAAAGAGAUAAUUUCAUGAAUAAUGUACCAGAAAGAGAUAAUGUCAUGAAUAAUGUACCUGAAAGUGAUAAUGUCAUGAAUAAUGUAGCAGUGAGUGAUAAUGUCAUGAAUAAUGAAGCAGUAAGUGAUAACAUCAUGAAUAAUGUACCAGAAAGAGAUAAUGUCAUGAAUACAUGGAAUAAUGCAGCAUUAAGUGAUAAUGUCAUAAUUGCUGCAAAACAACAUACAAACAGUCUGAAUAAAGCUCUUAAGUUAUUGAGAAAAAAGACAGCCAGUGAGUCAGAGGUGAUAGAUAAAUCUCAGAAGCCAACAAAUUCUGGUUCUUUUCUAAGUACAUCACCCAUGAAUACUGUUGUAAUUUCAACUGAUACAGGUGAAUCUGAAGACGAUUCUGAAACAUGCUGUGUUUGUGGUCUCUUCCAGCCAAAAGAGGUAGCAAAUUGUACCUCUCUUAUAUUUGUAAAGUGGGCGAAAUGUGACGGAAUAAAAAAUGGACAACCGUGUAAUCACUGGACUCAUUUAAAGUACUGUUCACCUGUGAAGGUUUUAAGGAGAAAUGAUAAAUUUUUCUGCUGUCAUUGUUAAAGAAUAAAUUGUUGAUAGAUUUUUGUUGUUUCAACUUUUUACAGCAUUGUUUCGCGUGAAUAAAUAUUAAUUACAUCUAAUUUGGCUUAAUUACAUGUAACACACUAGUCUUGUAACCUUCCACAGAAUGACUUGUAUAAUAUUUUAAUAUAUUGUUUAAAGUGUUUUGCUUUUGUUUUUUUAAUAAUAUGUUUUAACACAAUUUGAAAUAUUUCUGUCAUGACAUAACCUGCCCUAUGAUAAAACAAAGUUGCUUUAA